CGAAUUAAGCAUACAACAUAAAAGUAGAGAUGGCGACCGCUUUGGAGAACGCCAACUUGCUGAGUCGAGCCAUUUUAACAACUCAAAAAUUGAGAAUUAGUGUCUCCAAAACAUUUAAUCAUAUGAAAGAUGGCAUCAAGGUAUCACAGGAUGAACAUGGCGCGCCCAAGUCCUUUGCUUCACAACUACAGGAGGAUCUUUUCCUCAUUAAUGAAAGUUUUAUAGAGUUGGAGAAGCUGACGAUGGCUGUGAGGAGACAGAGGGAGGCUGAGACCAUCGGUAACACAGGAGCACUCAGCAUGGAUCCAGUCACAGACAAGACUCCUCUCUAUCCAAAAGCCCUCGAGACCUACAAGUGGGCUACUAGGCUAAGGGAGCAUUCUGCCCAUUCACAAGCCUUCCUGAAUAACAGCUCUAUCAAGCGAUCGUCAGGAAGCGGUGGUAGUCCAGCAAAGAGAAGGAAAACAGCUCCAACCAAUCUCAACAUCUCAACACAAGCUGUAGACAAUCUUGUCAUGAAUGUUAACCGUCAAUUCCAUGAUGUGAAGAUCACCAAGAUACAACUUAACCCAACUGUAUUGCAGGUUUAUGUGAGCAGAACCUUACAAGCCAUCAUUGUACUACGAGGUCUCCUAAUAGAGAGAGUACUUAUCAGAGCGCACCAUGAAAAUACUCUCAAUGAUGAUGGAACGCUGGAUUUGUGGACCGCAUCAAAAUAUGAAGUAUUUCAAAAGAUCACAGAACAUGCUACGGCAGCUUCAUUACGUUAUUAUCUACCAACAAUGCAGGAUCUCUCAUUUAGAUCAUUCAUGCACUGGCUGAACAGUUUCUCCAAGCUCUUCUCAACACCAUGUAGACUAUGUGGAAAGUACAUCAAGGACAACCUUCCUCCGACAUGGCGAUGCUUCCGCACUGUGGAACCCUAUCAUGAAUGCUGCCGUCCAUGAAACCCAUGUGUGAACCAUUCUCAAGCACUGUCGCUGCUUCUAAUGUCCGUUUGCAAGACAUUUAUGUACACUUUCAAUCCAGCUAAAGUUGCAAUUUACAGGGGUUGCACGCCAGUCAUAGAUUUUGUACAGUAAAAAUAGGGUACAUGCUUGAGCACCUUCUCAUAGAAGCCACUUUAUAAAGGCGAUUAAAAAAUGUUCUAUAAGUUGCUAAUCUCAGAAUUGCAUGGAUUUCCUAGCAAGCCCAGCACCUUAUUUCAAAAAUCCUCUUCAUUUCACCAAUGCAGUAUUGGUGUGAUGUGAUGUUUGCUUUCACAGAUCUUUGUAGAGAA
Strongylocentrotus purpuratus (purple sea urchin) is the source of this 1279-nucleotide messenger RNA. RefSeq names its product mediator of RNA polymerase II transcription subunit 27 (gene med27). The transcript is spliced from 8 exons. Gene Ontology annotation, molecular function: transcription coactivator activity. Gene Ontology annotation, cellular component: mediator complex. Lineage: Eukaryota; Metazoa; Echinodermata; Echinoidea; Camarodonta; Strongylocentrotidae. Gene Ontology annotation, biological process: regulation of transcription by RNA polymerase II. The coding region runs from base 30 to 947 and encodes 305 amino acids. The record is from RefSeq and is a predicted model, not a curated record.